Messenger RNA from Penicillium subrubescens, 1980 nucleotides. RefSeq names its product DNA-(apurinic or apyrimidinic site) lyase APN2. The record is from RefSeq and is a predicted model, not a curated record. The transcript has 6 exons. The coding region runs from base 1 to 1980 and encodes 659 amino acids. NCBI's taxonomy places the organism in Eukaryota, Fungi, Ascomycota, Eurotiomycetes, Eurotiales, Aspergillaceae. Gene Ontology annotation, cellular component: nucleus. Gene Ontology annotation, molecular function: DNA binding; endonuclease activity; phosphoric diester hydrolase activity. Gene Ontology annotation, biological process: base-excision repair.
AUGGGGUUUCGCAUCACGACGUGGAACGUUAACGGGAUUCGAAACCCAUUCUCCUACGAGCCAUGGAGAGGAACUCGGGCCUACGAGUCCAUGUUCGAUAUCCUAGAAUCGGAUAUCGUGGUUCUCCAGGAGACCAAAAUCCAACGAAAAGACCUCCGAGAUGAUAUGGUCCUGGUCCCGGGAUGGGAUUGCUAUUUCAGUCUGCCCAGAGUCAAGAAGGGAUACUCUGGAGUCGUGAUAUACACGCGCAAUGCGACCUGUGCGCCAAUCCGUGCUGAAGAGGGCAUCUUCGGUGUUCUAUGCCCACCCAAUUCAUCAGUGCCUUUCCGCGAUCUCCCAGAGGACCAGCAGAUUGGAGGAUACCCGACUCUCGAACAGCUGAGAAGACCAGCCGCUGCCCCGGAAGACUCUGGCUCGAAUGGCGAAGAGGAUGAGGGUAGACCCAGCGACGAGCCCAUUGACCCAGCGAUUCUGGACUCCGAAGGACGGAGCGUCGUACUCGAAUUCCCAGCCUUUGUACUCAUUGGAGUAUAUUGUCCAGCCAAUCGAGACGAAAGCCGCGAUACUUUCCGCCUCGGCUUUCUGAAUGCUCUUGAUGCUCGAAUCCGGAACCUGGUCGCGAUGGGGAAGCGGGUGUUCGUGACGGGCGACAUCAACAUUGCCAAGCAGGCCAUCGACUCGGCGCAUGCACUGGAAGCCAUUCGCAAGAACCAAUCAACAGAGGACGCGUAUAUUUCUGUGCAAUCCCGAAGGAUGUUCAAUCAGCUGCUGGACGAUGGGAAGGUUGUUGGAUCUCGCGAGGAGGGCAGGGAGCAGCCUGUGAUGCACGACAUAUGCAGGUCCUUCCAUCCUGACCGGGCUGGGAUGUAUACUUGCUGGGACACGAGACUCAACACUCGACCGGGAAACUUUGGGGCGCGUAUCGACUAUGUGCUGUGCAGUCUCGACAUGAAGGACUGGUUUGCAGACUCGAAUAUCCAAGAAGGCUUGAUGGGAUCGGAUCAUUGUCCUGUUUACGCCGUCUUCAAGGACAGCGUACCUCGUGAUGGGGAAAUGGUACACAUUCGGGAUGUUAUGAAUCCACCGGGGACGUUCAAGAAUGGCGAGCGUCAGAAGGAGUACUCGUCGCAGUGGAUACUACCAGGGUCAGGACGCCUGCUACCGGAGUUCGACGUCGACAAGCGCCGCAGCAUCAAGGACAUGUUCGCCCGCAAGCCAGCUCCCAGUCUCUCACGCGCGUCCUCCACGGCCAGUGCUAUCGACAACACACCCACAGCUCUAGACCCAGAAGCCACUGCAUUACAAUCUCCCACCCCCGGCGAAAAGCCUCUCAACCCAUCGAUCUCCAGCCAGAAUCAAGCCUCGAAUACCCUGUCUCGCAAAAGAUCACAGCCGGUGCCAGCGACAUCCGUGAAACGCUCCAAGUCCUCGGCUACACCAUCUGCAUCCACCGCUGCAGCAGGCCAGAAGACACUCAAAGGCUUCUUCAAGCCCAAGCCCGUCGAGAGCACCACCUCCAGCAAGCCCUUUACAGAGUCACCAAAAUACAGCAACCAACCCAGCUACGACGGGACAUCAUCGCCUACGAACAAGAGUGCGAACGCGACACCCAUCACUAACACCGCAGGAACUACCUCCCAGCCCUUCGAACCCACCGCCGCUACCCAUUCCCCUACCGCAGCGACCCGUUCUACACACUCCUCGCCCAGCAAGUCCCAACCAGACACCUUCAUCGAUCCCAUCGUCAGCAAAGAAGACUGGAACAAGCUCUUCACGAAGAAACCUGCCCCCCGCUGCGACAGCCACCAAGAACCAUGCGUAAGCUUGACUACAAAGAAACCCGGCAUGAACCGCGGCCGCGCAUUCUGGAUCUGCCCACGGCCACUCGGUCCCAGCGGCGAGAAGGAGAAGGGUACACAAUGGCGUUGUCCUACGUUCAUCUGGGCCAGCGAUUGGAACUCGCCUUCGCAGGGGGAGUGA